This is a messenger RNA of Fragaria vesca subsp. vesca, 900 nucleotides long. RefSeq lists its product as uncharacterized. Lineage: Eukaryota; Viridiplantae; Streptophyta; Magnoliopsida; Rosales; Rosaceae. The record is from RefSeq and is a predicted model, not a curated record. Bases 1 to 900 code for a protein of 299 amino acids. The transcript has 3 exons.
AUGGCUGCUGACUCAUCAUCCCAAUUCCAGAUAGGUGCCCACGUGGAGGUCACGAGCCCAGUCCACAACAUGCGCGGCUCGCUUUUCCCGGCCAGGAUCGUCGCCGCCUCCGCCGACGGCACCAGAUUGACCGUCGAGUACGACAAGGUCAAGACCAGGCUCUACCGCAAGGUCACCGGGCACAGCUCCGUGCGCGACGAGGUCCACGCGGCGCUCAUCAGGCCGUCGCCGCCGCGGGAGGAGGGCUUCGCCGGAUUCAAGGUCGGCGACGGCGUCGACGCGUUCUUGGCCGGCGGGUGGUGGGAGGGAGUGGUGACGGAGGAGCUGGACGACGCGAGAUUCGAGGUGUUCUUUCAGGUUGUGAGGCAGAGAUUUGAGUUUGAGGCGGAGGAGAUGAGGAUUCAUAGGGAGUGGGUCAAAGGGGCUUGGGUUCCUCCUAUUAGAGAAGAAGAGAAGGAAAAGAAGGCACAGCUGAAGGAAGAAAUUCGAAAAGGGACAGAAGUUGAGGUUUCUAACGAUGAGGAUGGAUUUCAAGGCUCAUGGUUUGCAGCUACGGUUGUCCAAGUAGUGGCGAAUGCCAAAUUUCUUGUUCGGUAUAAGAGCUUGAAGACAGAUGAUGGUAAAGAGUUCUUGACAGAAGAGAUUGAUGAAGAGCACUUGAGGCCUUGUCCCCCUGAAACUUAUAUGGUUGAUUGUUACGGUCUGAAUGACCUGGUUGAUGCUUACUGGAAUGAGGGAUGGUGGGAAGGUAAGAUAUGUAAGGUGCUACAUGGGGGAAGGUACAGGGUUUUCUUCGAGGGUACUGAUGAUAAAAUGGUCUUUGACCACUCUGAUUUAAGGCCACGCCAAGUUUGGAUAGAUGGAACUUGGGUUAUGGCUUCUCAGGCACUCACGCAGUGA